Zymoseptoria tritici IPO323 is the source of this 831-nucleotide messenger RNA. RefSeq lists its product as uncharacterized. Gene Ontology annotation, biological process: barbed-end actin filament capping; cell morphogenesis; actin cytoskeleton organization. Gene Ontology annotation, molecular function: actin filament binding. Bases 1 to 831 code for a protein of 276 amino acids. Lineage: Eukaryota; Fungi; Ascomycota; Dothideomycetes; Mycosphaerellales; Mycosphaerellaceae. The record is from RefSeq and is a predicted model, not a curated record. Gene Ontology annotation, cellular component: cytoplasm; F-actin capping protein complex; actin cortical patch. The transcript is spliced from 2 exons.
AUGUCAGACCCGUUCGACGCAGCACUCGACCUCCUCCGCCGCCUCCCCCCCUCCUCCACAGCCACCAACCUCGCCGGCAUCAUCUCCCUCCAACCCUCCCUCGAAGAAGACCUCCUCUCCUCCGUCGACGUCUCCCUCACCGCCCGCCGCUGUCCCAAAUCCGGCCGCGACUACCUCUGCUGCGACUACAACCGCGACGGCGCAUCUUACCGCUCGCCUUGGAGCAAUGAAUUCGACCCGAAGCCGGAGGAUCCCGAGGAAGUGGGCGAGUUGAUUCCCAGCGGGAGGGUCAGGAGGAUGGAAGAGCAGUUGAAUAUGGGUGUGGAUGUAUAUCGGGAAUUGUAUUAUGAGGGCGGGGUUAGUAGUGCGUAUCUUUGGGCGUUGGAUGAGGGGUUCGCGGGGGUGGUGUUGUUUAAGAAAGAGACGACAGCGGGCAAGGAAGGCGGGUGGGACAGCAUUCACGUUCUGGAAGUCAGCGAAGCAGCCACGAAGCGUUCGGCGCACUAUAAACUCACGAGCACGGUCAUUUUGGAUCUGGGACUGCAGUCGAAGGAGGUGGAUAGUUUGGAGUUGGCGGGGAAUUUGACGCGGCAGACGCAGCAGGACUUGCCGCUUAAUGGACUGAGGGAUGCGGAAAUUGAGGGGUGUCAUGUGGUGAAUAUUGGGAGGAUGGUGGAGGAUAUGGAGACGAGGAUGAGGAAUUUGCUGCAGGAGGUGUAUUUUGGGAAGGCGAGGGAUGUGGUGGGGGAUUUGAGGAGUAUUCAGAUGUUGAGUGAGGUGGGGAAGGAUCGGGCGGCGCAUAAGGAGGUGAUUGGGAAGAUGAAUCGAUAA